Molecule: messenger RNA, 1665 nt
Organism: Oreochromis niloticus (Nile tilapia)
Lineage: Eukaryota; Metazoa; Chordata; Actinopteri; Cichliformes; Cichlidae
Gene: spp1
Product: secreted phosphoprotein 1
Exons: 8
Coding region: 296-1420 (374 amino acids)
Biological process (GO): cell adhesion; ossification
Source: RefSeq, a predicted model, not a curated record
CCACAGCACACCACCAACCACAGGAAGAGUGGGAGAGAGAGGAGAGGUGGACACCAUGGAGCGGUUAACCUCAUGACAUCACAAGCACUAAGAUGAUUGGCUGCUGCCAGAGGCUGGAAGGUUUAUAAGCCGGCCGGUAGCCCUACUUUGAGCAGCAUCAUCACGGUGAAGCAAACAACAUCCAGGCAAACCCAGGAGAUAAACUAAAGACAAACCAAGUCUCUGUGUUUCUGCUGCAGCCGCCGAAUCCCUGAAGCUUCCCUCAACUGCAGACAAGGCAUCAAACUGUGAGACAAUGAAAGUGGCUGUUGUGUUUGUUCUGCUCUUCGCCACAGUUCUCUGCCGGCCGGCAAGAAAACUUUCCAGUUCAGAGAGCUCUGAGGAAGCGGUGAGACGACCAAAACCUCCAGCGCUCAGAAAACAGGCGCCCGUGGUUCUUAAGGCUCGCCCCCCACCUGUGCAGAAUGUUGUAGCAGCUGCGGCUGCUGGUUCAGAUGAGAGCGCAGAAACUUCGGAAGAGGAGGAGCAUCAGCAGCAGGUGGCAGCCGAGGCUCUACCUGAAGUCAAAUCUGUCGUCACAGACACAACUUCAGAUUCGCCCUCAGUUAACACGCAGGACAGUGAAGACGGUGAUGAUGAUGAUGAAGCAGAGGAGAGUGAAAAAGAGGAAGAGGAGGAGGAGGAUGAAUCCAGCGACAGCUCAGAGUCUGGUGAGUCCUCCACGCCUGCUCCUUCUACAGUAGCCCCCGUGGUUGUCACAGAGACACCGGCCCCUGAGCCGACUGAUGACUCCAUUGUGGCCACCGUCGUCACCGAUACAGCCCGCGGUGACAACCUGGGAGGCUACCCCAGCGAGUACAAGUCCAUCGUCUAUGUGGAGGAAAAAUCCUACCACAAGGCUCCCGGGCCCUACAAGUCCUAUGAGUUUGUGGACACAGGAAAGAAGACAGCCUAUUCAAUGACCGACGGCAAUGAGGUGGAGAAGCUGCCAAAGGUGUAUAAGACUAUUUAUGUCAACCCUGAACUCCUGGAGGAAGACACCAGCACCCCUGAGGUGGAGAGCCAGGGUCUGGAUGCCUCCUCUGGCACAUCUCAGGACCCGGACCCCCGCCAGGCCGAUCUUGCAGAGGAAGAGGAGAGCACCAGCACCAGUGACCCCACCACCAGUGAGAGUGAAAGCAGCAGCACCCCAGAGGAAGAAGAGGAGGAGGAGGAAGAGGAGAGUGCCAGCACCACCAGCGAUAGCACCAGUCAGGAGGCCGAAGACGAGGAGAGCCAGAGCAGCGAGGAGGCUACAGCCACACCUGGAGCUGCUGACGCUGACUCCGAUGAGAGUGACAGCGCUGAGAGUGACUCUGAUGAGGAAGGGGCGGCACCUGACAUCACCACUGACAUCCCGGCAGUCAUCACUGCCAAAUAAGCCCAUCUAGGAAAUAGAGUGGGCGGUGGUGUCCGAAUCACAUAAUGUGUGCACACUGCAUCCAGGUGCAAAGAGCCCCCUCCCGAGCCCUUUUCCCCUGCAGGGUCCAAUAGGGAUGACCAAGGCUGAGUUAUUAUUGACUCAUGUUUUCAGCUGAUAUUUCCAUGAAAAUCUGUGCAUCAUCUAAAAAAGCACAUGUGUUUUGCUCUCUAGGGUUUUGGCUAAAUAAACCAUUAACGCCUUUA